Girardinichthys multiradiatus is the source of this 5857-nucleotide messenger RNA. RefSeq names its product programmed cell death 11 (gene pdcd11). The record is from RefSeq and is a predicted model, not a curated record. Bases 175 to 5607 code for a protein of 1810 amino acids. Gene Ontology annotation, molecular function: protein binding; RNA binding. Gene Ontology annotation, biological process: rRNA processing. Gene Ontology annotation, cellular component: nucleolus; small-subunit processome; nucleus. Lineage: Eukaryota; Metazoa; Chordata; Actinopteri; Cyprinodontiformes; Goodeidae. The transcript is spliced from 36 exons.
AAGACUUUCAGUUCCGGGUUGUGAUGAUGGCGUGUUGCUGAUCAACAUGUGAGUUACUGCGUGCGUAAAACUGGGAUUAAAUACACACAAAUAUCACGAAGUCAGAGGUUUGGAUGAAUUCAGUUUAUUGACUGAAACUUCUUCAAAUUCGAGACUUCCCAACCUGCAUCCAAUAUGGCGUCGGUAGAGGAGGAUUUUCCUCGUGGAGGAACAAUAAAGAAGACCCCCGAGAGUAAAAUCGUGGUGGAGCGGAGUAAAGUGGACAACCUGUUUCAGUCAGAUGAACAAACGACAAAGAAAAGAAAGGGAGCCGCGAAGGAUGAUGGCAAGAAAUCAAAAAAGCAAAAGACAGACGAGAAAGAAGGUGGCCUGACACUUAAUGCUGCUGCUAAAAAUGUGGAGAUUCUGCAUUUAAAGAAUGUGAGAGAAGGGAUGCUGUUUCUGGGCUGUGUGAAGGAGGUGACUGACUUCGAGGUGACCGUCAGCCUUCCUUGUGGCCUGCAGGGCUUCCUCAGCAUCAGGAACAUCUGUGACUCCUACACCAAGCUGCUGAGCGAGCAGCUGGAUUCAGACCUGGAGACUGAGGAGUUCAGCUCUUUGUCCCAAAUCUUCAGCCCGGGACAGCUGGUCCGAUGUGUGGUUUCCAAGUUGGACAUAACUAAAGGAGGCUCGCUCAGCAUUCAGCUGUCGGUCAAUCCAAAACUGGUCAACAAGAGCCUCACCUCAAGCUCUCUUAAGGCUGGAAUGGUCCUGAGUGGAUGUGUGGAGAGUGUUGAAGAUCAUGGCACCAUAAUUGACAUCGGUGUCAGUGGAACCAAAGCCUUCCUGCCUCAGGAUGCUACAAGGAGCAAACCGCGUGAAAGUGAUGAGCUUAAGGUGGGUCAGUAUGUGACUUUUCGGGUAGAGGAAGUAAAGAACGGUGGCCGCGUUGUCUGGCUCUCCUCAGACCUGUCCACCGUGGCUCAGGCCUGCGCUGACACCAAACAUGGCUGGAAUCUCACCAACCUUCUGCCGGGCCUCAGGAUCAAGGCUACCAUCAAAAAGGCGACCAAACAUGGCCUGCACCUGGACUUCCUGUCCUCUUUCAGUGGCCAGGUGGACUUUCUUCACAUGGAGGCGGGGCAGGAGUCAAUCUACACAGAGGGGCUUCAGGUGCGGGCGUGCGUGCUCUACAUCGAGCCGACCACCCGCCUCGUUGGACUGAGCCUGCGCAGCUACCUCGUACAGCCCGGGUUUGACAUCAUUCCCAAGCCUUCCAGCGGGGACCGGAUCGGUGAGGUGGUGAACGAGUGUAAGAUAACCACGAUGCACCAUAUGUCAGGUGCCGUGUUGGAGCUGCCUGGCAAAACUCCAGCCUUUGUGCAUAGGAACCACCUGAAGGAGCCAAAUGACCAAGCUAAUGAUAACAAGGUGUCUGCGAUGGCAGAGCACACCUGCAGGAUCCUGGACUUCAGCCUCAUGGAUCAAAUUUAUUUUGCUAGUUUACGAAGGAGUGUGAUUGAUCAACAGUUUUACAGAUACCAGGAUAUUCACACCGGCCAAGUUGUCGAGGGAACGGUGUCUGUGCUGCUGAGUCACGGCAUGGUGGUGCAUCUGUCGGACCACGUUAAAGGUCUGGUGCCUCGGACACACCUUUCUGACAUCAUCCUGAAAAACCCAGAGAAGAAGUACAUCGAGGGAAUGAAGGUGAAAUGUCGGGUGCUGUCAGUAGAUGUGGAUAACAGGAAGCUGUGUCUGACCAGAAAGAAAGCCCUUGUUGAGAGCAGCCUGCCGCUGUUCCUCAGCUACGACGAUGCCCGUCCAGGUCUGGUGUCCCACGGCUACAUCGUGUGCAUCAAAGACUUUGGCUGCAUCGUCCGUUUCUAUAACAACAUCAAAGGUCUGGUCCCGCUUGGGGAGCUCAGCUCCGAGUCCAUCGUCAGUCCUGAGGGCAUCUUCUAUGUUGGACAGGUGUUGAAGGCCAAAGUUCUUCAGUGUGAGCCCAAGAAGGAGAAGCUGUUGCUGUCAUUCAAGGCGGUGACAGAGGGAGAGACGGGGGAGUCUACCAAGCCUCAGUUAGACUGCGAGAUUGGAACGAGGCUGGAAGCAAAGGUGGUGAAGAAAUCCAUCAACGGUCUUGAGGUUGUCAUCCUCCCAGAUGAGGUCCGUGCUGUACUACCCACAGUGCACCUCUCUGAUCACAUGUCCAACUGUCAGUUACUGUGGGAGAGUCUGCGGGAAGGAGACACCAUUUCAAACGUCAUCUGCUUUAACAAGAACAAACGGAAUAAUACAGUCACCAAGAAACCCAGAGUGAGAUGGUCACUGGAGGAAGGAGCGGUAGCCAAAGAUUUCUCUGAGAUAACCGUUGGGAUGCAGCUGAUUGGCUGGAUCAAGAACAUCAUGUCUUAUGGUGUCUUUGUAGAGUUCCCCUACGGCCUUGUUGGUCUUGCACCCAAAUCUGCCAUGUCGGAUAAGUUCAUCAGCGACGCGACAACCGCCUUUAAGCUGGGUCAGACGGUCGUUGCCAAGGUGACCAACCUGGAUGAGGAAAAGCAGCGAUUCCUGGUCACGCUGAAGAUGUCAGAGGUCAUAACUUCUGACGGGGACGCACGGACCAGACUCAUGAAUGGCCUACAGGAGAGAAAGGCUGUGAAGGAAAUGCUGGCUGUCAGAGAUGACGGUGAACUUCGGCAGCAGUUGGCCGCUCUGUCCGUCGGGCAGAAGCUGAAGCUGAUGGUGGAUUCUGUGGCGGAAAACGGGGCCAAAUUUAAAUCUGAUGACUUGCCUGGUGCUGCCAUUCUCGCCAAUAAACACCAUAUGACUGGAGUUAGACUGACCCCUGGACAGAAAGUGAAUGCAGUCAUCCUUAAUGUUGACAUCCUGUCUGCUUGUGUCCAUGUUUCCAUCCUUCCAAAGCUGCUUGGGAAAAAGAAAUCUUUAAAUGAAGGCUCAGAUUGCCCUGCUGUGGUGCAGUUCGUGGACCAGGACUUUGCUGUUGUCUCACUAAAUGAUGCUGCACAGCUGGCUCUGAUCCAUACCUGCAGCCACCUGAAUGAGGUCAUUCUGUUCGAGUCAGAGAGACUUAAGGUGGGGAUGACUUUAACAGUGGAAGUUGUAGAACCUAGCUGUGAGCAACUAGAAGGGCUCCCCCUGGUGUUGUGGAAGGGCAGCGUGCCAAGGCGGCAGCGCAAAACCUCGGAAAACCAGACGGACUCUUCGGGACACCGCUUUGGCGAUAUCCUGGAGGGUAAAGUGAAGUCGGUGAAGCCCACCUGCAUUCAGGUGGCUCUGGGGGACGGGACCACAGGUAGCGUCCACGUGUCGCAGGUAUUGGAGCCAGCUGAGGUCAGACUGGGGUCCUUCCCCACGUCCACAGUGAGAGUUGGCAGCGUGGUCAAAGCCAGGGUCAUCGGAGGACGAGAAGCCACCAGUCACAGAUUUCUUCCGUUUUCUCACCCUAAAUUCAAGUACACGAUUCCUGAGCUCACACUUAUACCCAGCCAACUGGAUACUGGUAUAGACUUCAAACCAGUUACAGCAAAAGACAAACUGUCCAGCUAUAAGGUUGGCGAUGAAAUGACAUGUUUCGUAUCAAAGUUCAAGUCAGACAAGAAGAGUUUGGAGAUCACCACCAACCCCGGCGUCACAGGAACUGUUGACCUGCUAUCCAUGAUCACAGAUCCUAAAGAUGCCAGCCAUCCAGAAAAACUGUUCAAGCUGGGCCAGGCGGUCCGUGCUCAAGUGGUGGAAGCGAGUGUCCAACCUCAUCGCUUCGUGCUCUCACUCACAGGGGUCCACAAGCUGGAAAAAGGCAGCAUCACUUUGGGAAUGGUGAUUAAUGUUCAGCCACAAGUCGGCCUCCUGGUCAAGCUUCCCUUCGGCAGCGUGGGCACGGUUUCUGUCACUGACCUCGCUGAUUCCUACAGGCCAAACCCGCUGGAGAUGUUCAGCAAGGAUCAGUUCGUCAGGUGUUUCCUUCUAGAUAUGGUGAACGGAAAGUGGCACUUGUCUCUACGUCCAUCACGGCUGGACCCACAGAAGACCAAGUUGGCAAAGGACCCAGAAGUCCUGUCUUUGGACCAACUGCGGCUGGGCCAGAUUGUCCGAGGUUAUGUGAAGUCUGUGUGCGAGCAGGGGGUCUUUAUCCGACUGUCACAUAACAUCACAGGAAGAGCCCAACUUCAACAGUCUUCUAAAUACUUUGUUAACAACCACAAGAUCCUCUCUAAUCACCUGCCGGUCAACACCCUCCUCACCACUAAAAUCCUAAGUGUUGACACGGAGGACGAGUUAGUCGACCUUUCCCUUCUCCUUGCUGACACCGGGAAGCCAGAUGUGCUUCCAGAAUCUCUCGGCCUGCCGCUGCGUCUCGUUGGAAACCAGAAGAAACGCGACCCGAAAAAGACGAAAAAACGCUCGCCCUCUGAGAGCGAACAGAAACAAACAGAGCCCCAGAUCCUGAAGAAGAAAAAAAAGAAAUCAAAGACUGAUGGGGAUGACAGCGGAGUGGAGGUUUACUUCAGGGAAGAGGAGGAUGAGCAAGAUGAAGUAAAGCAUGAUUCUGCUAAAGUGGCUCCCAGUACUGCAGGCCCACCCAGGUUGCAGGUGGCAGCAGGGUUCUCAUGGGAUGUGGGGCUGAGCUCCCUGAAGCCCGCAUUGGAAGCAAAGGAUGGGGAGUCCAGUGACAGAGAAGAGGAAGAUGGAAACAAUAAGCCCCAGAAGAAGUCGCGCCACGAGCAAGAGAAGUCUGACUUGUCUGCGGAGAAAGCCCUUUUACAGCGGGAAGCCGAGCUGAUGGACCCGAACCUGCGGCCCCAGGACGCGGCCACCUUCGAGCGGUUGCUUUUAGCCUCCCCCAACAGCUCACUGCUCUGGCUCCAGUACAUGGCCCACCAUCUGCAGGCCACAGAGAUCGAGCAGGCCCGAGCUGUGGCCGAGAGGGCCCUCAAAACCAUCUCCUUCAGGGAGGAGCAGGAGAAGCUGAACGUGUGGGUGGCCCUGCUGAACCUGGAGAACAUGUACGGCACAGAGGAGAGUCUGAAAAAAGUGUUUGAGCGAGCUGUGCAGUUCUGUGAGCCCAUGCCCGUUUACCAGCAACUGGCCGACAUUUACGGCAACUCCAACAAAAUCAAGGAGGCAGAGGGCCUGUACAAGACGAUGGUGAAACGUUUCCGCCAGAAUAAAGCAGUGUGGUUGAGCUACGGGAGCUUCCUGCUCCAGCAGGGCCAGAGCGAUGCUGCCACUUCUCUCCUGCAGAGGGCGCUGAACAGUCUACCCCCCAAAGAUAGUGUGGAUGUAAUCACAAAGUUUGCUCAGCUGGAGUUCCGCUUCGGUGACGCUGAGAAAGGUCGCAACAUGUUUGACAAAGUCCUGACAAGCUACCCAAAACGCACGGAUCUGUGGUCCGUUUACAUCGACCUCAUGGUUAAACAUGGAUCACAGAAGGAAGUGAGGGCCAUCUUUGAUCGGGUGAUCCACCUCAGCGUUUCUGUGAAGAAGAUCAAGUUCUUCUUCAAGCGCUACCUGGAGUACGAGAAGAAGCACGGCACCCCUCAGAGCGUCCAGGCGGUCAAAGAGAAGGCCAUAGAGUUUGUGGAAGAAAACUGCAAAGAUGCUACAAACUGAAGAAAAAGGCAAAUAUACAGCUGGACUCAACAUACGUAACACAGCUCUCGGAAAACCAGUGAUAUUUUAGGUUGAACUCUUUUUCUUUUAAAUAAUGAGUCUGGAGUGUGAUCCUGGGUCCAAGGUCCAGCAGACCUUUGUAAAGUGAGUGGUAAUGAUCUGUAUGUGUUAAAACUAAAAGCAGCUGUUUAACAUUUCAUGGACCUGCUUUUUAAACUAUUUUAUAAAUUAAACUGAGUAAGGAUGACAA